UAACUUCAUGGGAAAAAAAAUAUUUUUGAGUUCCCAAUCCGAAGUGCUGCAACUGCAAGGGGAAAGAAACGGAAGUGAUGCAGCGUCUGAAAGUGGAAGUGAUGGUGGUAUCACUAUCAGCCUCACGCUACUCUCACGGUUCUGCCUUGCAUUUCAAGUCCAGACGCUUCUCUUCUUCUUCAUGUUCUUGUCUGAAGGUUUCGCCGUGGCGGGGUCUUAAUGAAUGGAGGGAGAGUCCUCUGAACGAGAAUCGCAAGUGGGGAGAGCAUGGUCCUGGUCCUGCUUCAGAACCCCACCGUGACUCUCCAUUUGGGCAAGCUUCUACCUUGGCUGAGAUUGGUUCUAUUGUUCUUUCCACUAGCGACCCUCACUGGAAGUCCCAGCUUUCUCACAUGGCUUACUCCAUGUGGCGCCGCCACAACCUCCCCCUUGGCAUUUCCAAACCCCCCUCUCGCCCCGCCAGACCCCCAAUCCCCCAAUUGGUUUCCCCUAAGGAAAUUCCUGCUCCCAAGGACUCAGGUUUGCCUCUGAAUGCUUAUAUGCUUCAUAAUCUAGCACACGUGGAGCUCAAUGCAAUUGAUUUGGCCUGGGAUACUGUCGUCCGAUUUUCUCCCUAUAGUGAAAUUCUAGGGGAAGGGUUCUUUGCUGACUUUGCUCAUGUUGCUGAUGAUGAGAGCCGCCACUUCUCUUGGUGUGCACAGAGGCUUGCUGAACUGGGUUUUAAAUAUGGUGAUAUGCCAGCCCACAAUUUGCUAUGGAGGGAAUGUGAGAAAUCAUCAGACAAUGUUGCUGCACGUUUGGCUGUGAUCCCACUAGUCCAGGAGGCUAGAGGACUUGAUGCAGGGCCACGCCUGGUAAAAAAAUUAGUUGGCUUUGGAGAUAAUAGGACAUCUAAGAUUGUGGCUAGAAUUGCUGAUGAGGAAGUUGCACAUGUAGCAGUUGGUGUCUACUGGUUUGCUUCUGUCUGUGAAAAACUGAAUUGUGCUCCAGACUCCACUUUUAAAGACUUACUAAAGGAAUACAACGUGGAACUAAAGGGUCCCUUCAAUUAUUCAGCUAGAGAUGAAGCUGGCAUUCCCCGUGAUUGGUAUGAUGAUGCAUCAUCCACAAGCAUUAAGGACAAGAAAGACAAAGAUGGCAAUCAAGAACAGCUCUCUGCAGUUUACAAGAGGCUGGCUUCCAUCAUUGCUAUGGAAAAAGAGAAUUCAAGUUUGACCAAGCCACCUGAAUGAUCUUGACAAAAUAUAAUGAACGAUUGCUAAUUUCAACUGGGAAAGGUAUUAACUGAUAUUGCAAGUUUGAAACUCAUCUCCUCAGCAGCCAACAAGCACAACAGUAUCAUUAUCAUAUACUUGGAAGUGAUAAGGUUUCAUUUCAAAGGUUUGGUGGUGCAAUUCCUUUCCAUUAGCAACCUUGCUUGACUGCAUGUGCUAAUGCAAAUUCUGAAAUUCAAUCCACGCGUCCACCAUUGAUGAGGAGCGUAAGCAGAAACAGGAGACAAAUUAUUCUUUUAUUUUGCGUACAUAGACAGUGAUGUAAAUAGCACAAUGUUUAAUAAUUCAUGAUCGUGUAUUAUCAUUAGAGGCUUAGCGUGACACUGAAGUUGAACGAAGUCAAUGAUAGUUGCUUAGCUUCUUGGAUAGUGUGCCGUGUAAGUGUGUAAGUGUGCGAUAUCCAGGGCAUUGAAUCCUUGUAUUUUUAUUUUUUUUCUGUCAGAUUUAUAACAACUCACAUAUAUUAGGACAUUAAAUCUU
Molecule: messenger RNA, 1754 nt
Organism: Glycine soja
Lineage: Eukaryota; Viridiplantae; Streptophyta; Magnoliopsida; Fabales; Fabaceae
Exons: 7
Coding region: 78-1232 (384 amino acids)
Source: RefSeq, a predicted model, not a curated record